AGCAGAAUAUAAAUUGCAGCAGCUUGCACCCAGAGUAUUGGACCCAGUUGAGGUGAAACCUGAUUGUUGGAGACGGACACAGUCGGAGACAGGAUGAAACCCUUCAUUCCAGUUGUGCUUGUGAUGUGCAUUUACCUGUCAGGAUCGGUCAGUGCAGGCUUGAACGGGAAAUCAUUGAUAUUCGACAAGAAAACCAACACCGAUUUCGUCAGGUUUCAUGCAGCAGACUUCUCCAGUUUGACCGCCUUUACCGUCUGCCUCAGGGCAGGCUCAGAAAUUGGAAAGGGUUACAGUUUGUUCACCUAUGCAACACAUAAUUAUAAGAACGAACUGUUGUUGUGGCAAAGGUCAAGGUCACAAAUAUGCGUGUAUAUAUCAAACAAGGCAGUUAUGUUUACCCUUGCAGAUAUGACUGCUACACUGAGACGCAUCUGUGUGAGCUGGGAGUCUAAAGGGGGUGAGACAACAGUCUGGAUCAAUGGGCAACGCAGCAUACAGGAGAUUGCUGGAAAGGGUCGGGUCGUGGGAGGGAAUGGUCAGUUUACUCUUGGUCAGUAUCAAAGCUCAGUUGGUAAACCUUUUAAUAAAAGAAAUUCCUUUGUCGGAGAGAUAACUGAUGUUAAUAUGUGGGAUCGUGUUCUAAACGCCAAUGAGAUUGAGUCGUUCAAUGACCGUUGUUACAGAGGUGGAGGGAACAUCAUUAACUGGGGAACUACAGCAUUUACAAAAGGGGGGGACUUCGUAAUUAAAGACAAUCAUGAUUGUCCACAUUAAAUGUUUUGGCUCCAAAAAGCAUUUAAAUGUGCAGAGGGGAACACAAUCUCCUCAAACUACUGUAGCUGAAUAUGACCUUGCAUUGCGAUCUUUCCUCUCUAAACCAGAUCAGUAGUAAAAGUAGUGAUGUUGAUUCCAGAAUAAAGGGCUGUUUAUGUCGGGGUAAGGGGCAACUCACUGUCCUUCCAGUUUCUCAUUACCAUCACUGACAGGGUAAUGGCUUCAAUUUCAGUACACAAGUCUCGGCCAUUCUCCAUCACACAUUGAAAGAGGGACGGGGAACGGGGAACCAUGGUGGAUGUCUACAUGGAUCAGCAGGGUGUAAAUCCCAGGGCACUGCCCCACACACUGACCCUUGAUUGAAGCCCAGGGACUGCUCAAAACCGACAAGUCCGUCCUCUUUAACCAGACUCCCCUCCUCGUCCAUUCUGCUGGAACCCUUCCUCAAAUCCCACUGGGAAUAGUUGGGCAUUCCAGUUAAAAGGUGCAGCAGUACAGAGCGGUGACCAGGGCAUUUGGUGCCAUCUCCCUGACACACACAUGUAGACAAGAAAGUGUCAGGGGCACGGGGGUGGUGGUGAUGGGCAGACACGGACUGUGGGAAAGUCCCUGUGGUGGAGGCUGAUCCUGACUUGAUUUAGAUUGUGCUGAUUGGAAUUAUUACUGUGUCUCUCUGUAUUACCCUCUUGAUUUCACAUUGUUUGUUACACCAAGGUUUGGAAAGCUCACAAUGUGUUCUGUGCUUCCAGUGAUUUGUGAUGAAACUAUAACUGCAGUUUCGUCAGCUUAAUAAACGAGCAGCAAAACGGAA
Leucoraja erinaceus (little skate) is the source of this 1585-nucleotide messenger RNA. Its product is annotated as mucosal pentraxin-like. NCBI's taxonomy places the organism in Eukaryota, Metazoa, Chordata, Chondrichthyes, Rajiformes, Rajidae. Bases 94 to 774 code for a protein of 226 amino acids. The record is from RefSeq and is a predicted model, not a curated record. The transcript is spliced from 3 exons.